GGCUGCGGCAACACGGCGUGAACGCGCCUGGUCGACGUGAACGCGCCUGGUCGACGUGAUGUAGCCCGGCAGCCCCGUCCUCUCUCUCGACGUGAACGCGCCUGGUCGACGUGAUGUAGCCCGGCAGCCCCGUCCUCUCCUCUCCUCUCCGCUCCUUAGCGCACCAUGCCGGCGGGGAUGAAGCCGCUGGAGAAGUUCCUGAAGAAGCAGAGCCGCGCCGGAGCUCUGGACAAGGCCGGCGGGGGGAGCGCGGCGUCGCGGCGAAGGGCCAGCCUGUCCCGGGUGGUGCCGUUCUUCAGGGAGACGUCUCCGGACGGAGGGCAGGCCCGGGAGGUGUUCAGUCCUGACAGCGAAGACCUUCCCCCCUGGCCCUCCGCCGCCGCCCCCGUUAACGGCUCGGCCUGCGGAGACGUCCGGAGUCCGUCCUUGUCCAGCGACGAGCAGAGUUCAGAGGCCAGCCUGGUGGUGGUGGACGGGGGCGGGGGCGGGGGCGGGGCCUCGCUUCCCGCCGACACGCCCGAAAACAUCACCCUCGCCCUGCUGGACACCGUCACCGGACUACGCCACGGACACUGCGCCGAGACGCUGUUGGAUGACUUCAUGUUGACCCAUCCCAUCUUCCUGACGGCAGACACCUUCCAGCAACUUCUACUGCAACAAUUUAGUGUGAACACGGGGGAGGGGCCAGGUGGGGAGCAGGAUGACAGAGGAGGGGCGGGGCCAGACGGGGAGGCGGGGCCUGCGCUGGAGGGCGUGCACAAGAAGCGGGCGGUGCUGAGCGUCGCCUUUCGAUACCUGGACAUGUACCGAGACUUCCUGCAGGAGGACGGCGACAAAUUCCCCAAGGAGUUGUACGUGUGUGCACUGGAGGAGCUGAGCCGUCAUCCUGAGUUGGUGGACGACGUGGUCAAACUGCAACGCUGGACAGAAAUGUUCAACUGCCCCUGUGACGAGGAGAAGGAGAGCAGGAGGAAGCAGGUGCGACCGCUCUUCCGACACUUUCGCCGCAUCGACGCCUGUCUGCAGCCCAGGGAGGCGUUCAGGGGCUCGGACGAGAUCUUUUGCAGGGUUUACACUCGCGACCAUUCCUACGUCACCAUCCGCAGUCGCCUGUCCUGCCGAGUGGGAGACAUCCUGGCUCUGGUGCGAGAGAAGCUGCAGUACAGCGACGAGCAGCCACUUCUUCCUGGGAACCUCAUCUUGGUGGCCGUCACCUCCGCUGGAGAGAAGGCGGUGUUCCGCCCCAGCGACGAGGCCGUCUUCACCACCCUGGGAGUCAACACACACCUCUUUACCUGCCAGCCCUGCGAGCUGGACUCACUGCUCCCACUUCCUGAGGAGAUCCACUGGACGCCAGGGGACAGCAAACUUCACGACAUGUCAGCAGAAGAAGUGGCCAACCAGCUGGUGGCUUUCGACUGGGAGCUCUUCAGCUGCGUGCACGAGGUGGAGUUUGUGUGUUACGUGUUUCAUGGAGAGCAGUCCCGCUGGCGCCCCCUCAACCUGGAGCUGGUACUGCAGCGCUGCAGUGAAGUCCAGCACUGGGUGGCCACUGAGAUCCUGCAGUGUCAGUCCUUGCCCAAACGUGUCCAACUACUCCGCAAGUUCAUCAAGAUCGCAGCACUGUGUAAACAACAGCAGGACCUUCUCUCCUUCCUGGCUGUGCUGCUUGGACUGGACAACCCCGCCCUCAGCAGACUGCGACUCACCUGGGAGGCCCUUCCAGGAAAGUUCCGGAAACAGUUCCAACAGUUUGAAAGCAUCACUGAUCCUUCCAGAAACCACAAGUCCUACAGAGACCUGAUCACCAGUCUCAGUCCUCCAUUGAUCCCCUUCACUCCUCUGCUGCUAAAAGAUUUGACGUUCCUUCACGAGAGUUGUAAAACUUUUCACAGCCAGCUGGUCAACUUUGACAAGAUGCACAAAGUGGCCGACAUGGUGCGCAACAUCCGAAGAUACCGCAGUGGACAGCUGGCCAUGGAUACGGAGACAUCGCCAUCCCACCUGCAGACCAAAGCGUACGUGCGACAGCUGCAGGUCAUCGACAACCAGAACCUUCUCUUUGACUUGUCUUGCAAACUGGAGCCCAGAGACUCCUAGGGACUCAGAGACACUCCUUAGGAACUGGGAGAGACUCCUCAGGGACUGGGAGAGACUCCUUAGGAACUGGGAGAGACUCCUAGGGACUCAGAGACACUCCUUAGGAACUGGGAGAGACUCCUCAGGGACUGGGAGAGACUCCUUAGGAACUGGGAGAGACUCCUAGGGACUCAGAGACACUCCUUAGGAACUGGGAGAGACUCCUUAGGAACUGGGAGAGACUCCUUAGGAACUGGGAGAGACUCCUUAGGAACUGGGAGAGACUCCUAGGGACUCAGAGACACUCCUUAGGAACUGGGAGAGACUCCUUAGGAACUGGGAGAGACUCCUUAGGAACUGGGAGA
This is a messenger RNA of Entelurus aequoreus (snake pipefish), 2444 nucleotides long. RefSeq names its product rap guanine nucleotide exchange factor-like 1. Gene Ontology annotation, molecular function: guanyl-nucleotide exchange factor activity. Gene Ontology annotation, cellular component: plasma membrane. The record is from RefSeq and is a predicted model, not a curated record. Gene Ontology annotation, biological process: positive regulation of GTPase activity; Ras protein signal transduction. Lineage: Eukaryota; Metazoa; Chordata; Actinopteri; Syngnathiformes; Syngnathidae. The transcript has 16 exons. The coding region runs from base 166 to 2100 and encodes 644 amino acids.